Rotaria sp. Silwood2 is the source of this 3465-nucleotide messenger RNA. NCBI's taxonomy places the organism in Eukaryota, Metazoa, Rotifera, Eurotatoria, Philodinida, Philodinidae. The record is from the annotation of a GenBank genome assembly.
AUGAUUAAUCUGAACGAAGAACCUUCAGCCUCUGAUAAUCUCAAGUUUCGUCUUUUUAACUUGGAUGAUGGUCUUGGUAAAACAUAUUCGUUUGGUGUUGACAGUGUACAACAUAAUUACACAACAUCUCGUUAUGUACAAGCCACAACAAUCAACAUGAAAACAAAAAUUGCUAUUGAAACAAUUAGCAAAACGUAUCAAGAAUUUCGACAUAAGUUUGAUCCACUGUUUACAGCAGCUCUCGACAAACUCGUCUCUAAACCUACGACAUCGAAAGAUCAAGCCUAUUACAAUCGUCUCAUAGAAACAUUUGGUACUCAUUAUGUCUCAUCAGUCAUUGUUGGAGGGCUAGGCAAUCUCUACACAUACAUCACUAGUAGCUAUGAAAAAGAAUAUAGUCGUUCAGCUGUUGAAGAGGAAAUCACAAUUGGCUUUCAAUAUGUUAUAAAAAACGGUUUGGUAGGUGCCCAAGCAAACGGUGCUUUUAAUUGGGGUGAAGAAGAAUCAAGUCUUACUGAAGAAUUCAAACAAAAUUCUGAAAUGCAAACAAAAUUUAUUCCAGCUGUUGUAAUUUCACCUCAGAAUGAAAGACGACAGUGGGAUGUUUGGAAGGAGCAAACAUUAUCUGAACCAGCAGUUGUCAACCGCACACUGUCUCCUCUCGUCAAUCUUCUCCUCGAUUAUCCAGAUGAAGUUCAAAAGCACUUGCAGGCAACUAUUGAUUACUACCUUCUCAACGGAGUCGUCCCAACGUUAAAUCAAGUGUUAAGUAGCAAGUCCAGACGAAAGAAACGUGCUCUCAUCAAUUUGAAUCAAGCCAGGCCAAUUCCAGGUCUUGAUGUUGUGGGUUGUGGAUUCGACAUUGGUGAUAUUGAAAGUCGUCAAUGCCUCUUUGACCUAUCGACAGAUACGAAUACUACUUCUUCAUGGAUUGAUGUCUAUAACAAUGAUAAAACUUACACGAUUCCACCCAAUUUUUUUGUCUCAGACAAACGUGAUGCCAGUGCAAUGUAUGAAAGCAGAUUCUUCAAAACACUUGAUGAAUUCUUUCAAAUGUCUAUCUACAGUAUACAAGAAGAUCAUAAAGGCUUCCUUGGUUUUGGAGCAACAUCAAAACGUAAAGACAUUAUUGAGAAAUACCAUCAAUUUUACGACUAUAAAUAUCAAAUGGCUUGGACACGAAGACAAAUUUCAAUGUACACACUUUCUGUAGCCACGUUUCCAACACCACAAUUCAAUGACAUAACGCAACAAGCUAUUGAUCAACUACCUAAUACAUUUGAUAACAGCUCCAUUUCAAAUAUCAAAAAAUGGAAAGCAUUCUUCGAUGCCUAUGGAACACAUUUUGUUGCCAGUUCGGACAUGGGUGGUUUAUUGUGGGCAGAAGAUUAUUUUGAAGGAUGUUUAAUUACAAAAUAUAGUGAAAGAUGGGUUAGAGAACAAGUGAGAAGAAGUUAUUGGUUUUUUGGUGAUACAACUUAUUCAGAAAGUUAUACAAUGAAUGUUGAUCAAAUCUACAAAAAAUAUAGUUCAUCUAUGUCAAAAAUGAUUGGUGGCAUGGAUAAUAAUCCAGGUGAAGCCUCCUCAAUUGAACCCUAUGUUAUUAAUACUUGGAUUUCAACACUUAAAAACUAUCCACAACCCAUUAACUAUCGUCUUCUACCGAUUUAUACAUUACUUCCAAAAGGUGUUAAAAAAGAAGCAAUGAAAAAUGCAACAUACUACUUUCGUUUACAGGCAGCUGCAGAUGCAAAUCUCUACAUCCAACGUUUACAAACACAUCCAAAUCCACCACCUUUGCCGAAAUUAGAUUGUUCUCCAACUGCUCAACGAAGAAAACGUGCUAUCAUAAGUUCCGCAUUCGAUCUGACAGCAGCACGAAAAAGUCUCUGUCCAGUUGUUGGAUUUCGAGGAACGUUUUGCCCUGGUGAUCCAGCUUGGAAUAUCAGUUUUACUAACUCGUCGAUCAUCUUUAGAGCUCUAUCACUCUUGUCACAGCAAGAUUUGCCAAAAGGUGUUGGCAUGGCUAUCGACAUGAGCACUGGGAAUGUUCUUUUGCCAGCUUUGCAACUCACAUAUCCUCUCUCACCUUCAUCUGAUUCUCUUUGGAAAGAUCCACAUUCUGGUCGUGACUUUAUCUUGCCGAACGAAGUUAGUCUUGAACCAUUGAAUGAUAAUUCACUCGAUGUCAAUGUUAGUUCAUAUUCUACCCCCACUGAAUUCAUCGACGCAUGGUUACGUUUAGGAGCUGACAGUGACUGGUCUACAAGCUUUCUCUCCAAUCUUCGAGACAUUUUGAAUAUUGAUUCGACGUAUUUUUUAGAUGAUCAAGGAACUGCAAUUGCUCAGAACUAUAGUAAACUCUAUAAUCUACGUGUUAAAGCGAUUGAUAAUCCUGCUUCCCUACCUUUGAACUCAUAUGCUCAUACUGCAAUAAACGCACUAACUGCUGCCUAUGAUGAGGAUCUCUACAAUGCAUUCUUCAACGCUUGGGGAACCCAUGUGACUGUUGAGACAACAGUUGGUGGUGUUACUGAAAAACAAGUCCUAUUUCAAAAAUGCUUAAAUUCAAGCGUAGCACGGCUGAAUCUUAAAGCGGAACUUCUCUCGAAGCGUCCGUGUAUCAGUGAAGAUUAUCAUAAAUGGCGGAAAACAUUUAGUGAUCAUCGUAUAGGUGGAAAUGUUGAUCUGAUUCAAGAUACAAAUGAGUGGUUUCAUACAUUGGCUUAUGCUCCUGCAAUGAUUUCUGUUAAACGUUAUGUUUCGUGGGCUGAUAUUAUAACAGAUCCAUCUGUGAAAAAGAAUUUACAAGGGGCAAUCAUUCGACGAAUUAAUAAUGCCAACGUAGAUCGACAAGAACAAGUAAAUAAAGUGUUUGAAAGGCGAAAACUCAGCCGUAUUCCAACUAAUUUGAUCUUGUGGAGAGUAACUCAGAUGGCUAAUUUAACAUUUUCUCCAAUCAUAUCAAAUCCAACAGCUCCCAUUCCUGUCCUUCUUCAAAAUAUUAACACUUGUGGUUCGGGUCAAACACUAGAAGAACUUUUAGCCUCCUCUUGUACAUUGACAACCAAGAUGACUGCCUGUACAUUACAAUCAAAUUCUCCUACUAAUAUGAUUACGGAAGUACCAAUUUCAUAUGAAAGAAAUUUGAUUACAGGCGAUCUACGUGUUGUAGCUUUACGACAGUAUGGUAUUGGUGGAAAUCAAACUUCAUUCAAAAAUUACGACCUUGUUGGUAACUGGAUUAGAAGUGGUUGUUCAGAGAUUAUAAAUAAUCAGUGUGGAUUAUUGGCACUGUAUAGCGUUCAUCGAGUUCAGUUAUGUACACGUUGUCUUGAGUUUUGUGCUAAUAAGAUCAACACUGAUUUAGCUACUCAUUGCACAUGUCCGUCAUUGGCUGAAAAUAAUUGUCCAGCUUAUUCGGAAGCAGGACCUUAUCAACCGUAUUGCAAUAAUGAAGGCUGA